This is a messenger RNA of Psylliodes chrysocephalus, 1719 nucleotides long. NCBI's taxonomy places the organism in Eukaryota, Metazoa, Arthropoda, Insecta, Coleoptera, Chrysomelidae. The record is from the annotation of a GenBank genome assembly.
UAAACAGUUAAGGAAAAGAAGAAGUAAUAACUGGAUAACCACAUUAGCGAGACCGUACGAUAAUCAAAAUAAGUGGAGGUGAAGUGGAGUAAUAUAACCACACUUUUGAUUGUCAUUAUUCAUUUAGUUUGUUUUUAUAAUUUUUAAUUUGUAUUUAAAGCUGUAAGCCUUAAAAGUGAUACGAUAUUUAAGAAAAAAUAAUUUGUAUAGAUUAAUGUUUAUUUUAUUAUCUAAAAAUGUCACGGUUCAGUGGUGCAUUACAGCUAACCGACUUAGACGAUUUUAUAACACCUUCUCAAGAAUGUAUUAAACCCGUAAAAAUAGAGAAAAAAACUACUAGUACCACAGGGUCUAAAAUAAAGAUACAAGAAGAUGGAUACUUUCAAAUUGAAGAAGAUGGCAGUGUGCAGAAAUUGCAAAAAGUUGAAAUAACUCUGGCCGAUUGCCUAGCAUGUUCUGGUUGCAUAACAUCUGCAGAAAGUGUACUAGUUACUCAACAGAGUCAAGAAGAGUUGUUGAGAGUAUUUGAAGAAAAUAAAAGAAUAAAAUUAGAUGGUACAUCUGCAGCCAAAUUAAUAAUAGUUUCACUUUCAAUUCAACCAAUACUAUCUCUAGCAAUACGCUAUCAGUUGUCCCCUAAUGACUGUGUAUCGAAACUUGCACAAUAUUUCAAACAGUUGGGUGCCGACAUGGUAGUAGAUAUGACUAUUGCUGAUGAUUUUGCAAUUCUGGAAACACAAAGAGAAUUUAUUAGAAGAUACAGGGCUACAGAAACUGAUGGAGUACAAAAUGUUCUGCCCAUGCUUGCAUCAAGUUGUCCAGGAUGGGUAUGCUAUGCCGAAAAAACCCAUGGCAGCUAUAUAUUACCUUAUAUUGCAACAACAAAAUCACCUCAGCAAAUAAUGGGUUCAUUAAUAAAAGAUUAUGUUUGUUGCAACUUGGGCAAUAGAUCUAUAUACCAUGUAACUGUAAUGCCUUGUUAUGACAAAAAGCUAGAAGCAUCUCGCGAAGAUUUCUUUUCUGAAGAGACAGAAAGCAGAGACGUUGAUUGUGUAAUUACAGCAAUUGAGCUUGAACAAAUGUUAUCUAGAGAUGGUAUAGAAUUAAGUUCUCUUGACAAUGGCAAAUUAUGUCAACCCUGGAUUUCUAAAGAGAGCGAGGUUUCACCAGCUCUGGUAAAACACAUAGGAUCUGGAUCAGGUGGAUACGCUGACCAUAUUUUUAAAUAUGCUGCUCAUGAAUUAUUUGGGCAAGAAUGUGAUAGUUUGGAGUACAAAAAUUUAAGGAAUCCAGAUUUUAGAGAAGUGAUUUUAGAAAAAGACGGUAAGGUUCUAUUGAGAUUUGCAAUAGCUAACGGCUUUAGAAAUAUACAGAACCUGGUACAAAAAUUAAAACGAGGAAAAUCACUAUAUCACUAUGUGGAAGUUAUGGCUUGUCCUUCAGGUUGUUUAAAUGGAGGGGCGCAAGUAAGACCAAAAGAAGGCAGGACCGUUAAAGAUUUGGUAAUUGAAGUUGAACAACUUUAUUCCUCACUGCCAUGUCAUUCUCCUGAAGACAGUAAAAUUAUAAAACAGUUAUAUGAUAAUUGGUUAGGUGGUCAAGAUAGUGAUAAGUGUUCUGGAGUAUUACAUACACAAUAUCAUGAAAUAGCAAAAAUACCAAAUGCAUUAAAUAUUAAGUGGUGAAAGAAAUAAAAAUUUAAAUUCAUGAGUAGUUAAU